Molecule: messenger RNA, 1597 nt
Organism: Ceratotherium simum simum (southern white rhinoceros)
Lineage: Eukaryota; Metazoa; Chordata; Mammalia; Perissodactyla; Rhinocerotidae
Gene: GPX3
Product: glutathione peroxidase 3
Biological process (GO): response to oxidative stress; hydrogen peroxide catabolic process
Molecular function (GO): selenium binding; glutathione peroxidase activity
Source: RefSeq, a predicted model, not a curated record
GAGCGUCGGACACCUCAGACGGACGGUGGCCCGGGAUCGGACGGCGUUUCAGGGGAGCCCGAGACGCGCCGCCAGCCCACCAUGGCCCGGCUGUUCCGGGCAUCCUGCCUUCUCUCCCUGCUCCUGGCCGGCUUCGUCCCGCCGAGCCGGGGACAGGAGAAGUCGAAGACGGACUGCCAUCCUGGGGUGAGUGGCACCAUCUAUGAUUAUGGAGCCCUCACCAUCGAUGGGCAAGAGUACAUCCCCUUUAAGCAGUAUGCUGGCAAAUACAUCCUCUUCGUCAACGUGGCCAGCUACUGAGGCUUGACAGGCCAGUACGUUGAACUGAAUGCACUACAGGAAGAGCUUGCACCAUUUGGUCUGGUCAUUCUGGGCUUCCCCAGCAACCAAUUCGGAAAACAGGAACCAGGAGACAACUCGGAGAUCCCACUCACCCUCAAGUAUGUCCGACCAGGUAGGGGCUUCGUCCCCAAUUUCCAACUCUUUGAGAAAGGCGAUGUGAAUGGGGAGAAAGAGCAGAAGUUCUACACAUUCCUGAAGAACUCCUGUCCUCCCACCUCGGAGCUCCUGGGCUCACCUGGCCGCCUCUUCUGGGAACCCAUGAAGAUCCAUGACAUCCGCUGGAACUUUGAGAAGUUCCUGGUGGGGCCAGACGGUAAACCCAUCAUGCGCUGGUACCACCGGACCACAGUCAACACUGUCAAGAUGGACAUCCUGGCCUACAUGAGGCGGCAGGCAGCCCUGAGGGCCAUGGGGAAGUAACUGAGGCCCACCCACCUCAUGUCUACCAUGCAGGGGCUGGGGAGGGACUCUUUCAGGAAGGAAUCCAUUUCUCCACCCACACCACACUCCCACCACAAACCCCUUACUAUUACCCAAGGCCCCAGCCUGACACAAACGUGUGCAUACAAUUGUAUCUGUACUAUGGUACAUGUGGGUGUUUGCACGCAUGCCUACAGGUAUGUGUGUGCACGUGAAUGUACAGCCACAUGUCCACCUGUGUGAAUACCUGGGAAUGUGUACCGUAUGUGUGCCCACAGCUGUGUGCUGUGGAGAGUGCUAGAGAACAACACCCCUUUCUCUCCAGUUCUCUGUUCCAAUGAUAACAAUUCACUUUCAGCCAAGCCCAAAGGAAAAACCAGCUCUAGAUUCAUUGUUCUACUCUAAACUGGACCUCAACCUUGGGACAUCUCCCACUGCCUCUAAAUACCACCACUGAAGUGCCCAGAAGUUUCUGGGUCUACCAUACUGCCCAACCUCCCUCCUCUCCAUCGUACAGCCUCUCUCCUUCCUGAAGGGCCCUCCCAAGCCUCCUACCCCACCCCAAAGUGCUCCCUGAGAGCAGCCAAGGCGGACGUGAGAGCAAGGGCCACAUUCCCCAUCGCAGGGGUGGCAUCUCCAUGAAGGAGGGGCCCGAAGCCCUGUGGGCGGACCUCCCCAGAGCCUGUCCAGAGGGCCAGCCCUUAGUGCAUUCAGGCUGAAGCCCCUGGGCAGGGAUGCCACCCCCACUCCUUUGGAGGAUGUGCCCUCUCCCCUCACUCUGGCCCACUGCCAUUAGACUCACCCCUGUCUGCCCAGUAAAGGCCUUUCUGCAGCA